CACACACACGCACACACAGGGAGGAUGUGACUCUCCUUCCUCAUCGGCCACCGCUCCUCAUCUCCCACGAUGAACCCGCUCCUCGGAGCUUCGCACCGGCGUGUAACUCAAUGGAAUAACCGAACAUGGUCGCACGUGAGCAGCUGACAUUGUAUCUCGUCAACCGGUUUUAACGUCGCCGUUGUCUCCCGAGAGGAGGCUCGCUCUGACCUGCCCCAUGUUCCUUCGCCAGCUGAGCUCCGUCAGCUCCUCCUUCCUCCUCCGUGGCCGUCCCCCUCUCUGCAGGGCUGGCUUCAGGAGCAGCGGCGCCUCCUCCUCUUCCCACCUCCUCCAUCCCGUCCCCGCUCCUCCCCCAUGGUGGUCGAUGCGCGGACCCCCUCCCCGGCCUCCUCGACUCCCUCCUCGCCACCCGGCGGCCCGUUGGUUCCCCUCCGGUUGGACGGCGCCGUGCCCUCGGAGCGUUGAUCCGGGCGCCUUCAGCGGCGGCCGGCGUUCGUUCUCCUCCACCGCCGGCCUCGCGAUGGAGCGCCCCCGCGGAGAAGAGGCGCCUCCUCACAAACGGAGGAGGAGCUCCGAUGAAAGGGAUCGCGGAGGACGCCGGGCAAAGGACGGCGGCUCCGAGACGGAGCAGCGGCGCCUCAAAGAUGGAAGCCGAGACCGAGAGAAGAGUUGUGACAGCAGGAGAGAGGACGAUAGAGAAAGGACUACAAAUAAAAGCCCGAACCGAGGGAGGGGCGCACGUCCGCCAGGAGCCGCGAGCUCAAAGACUCAAACCACAAAGACUCAAACCACAAAGACUCAAACCACAAAGACUCAAACCCCAAAGUCCAGACCUGAACGGGUCGACGUUCCCGUGCACCGACCCAACGCCUGGUUCAAAGAGGCCGAGGAGCAGAGGGGGCGGGACGAGGGGAGGACGGGAGGAGCAGAGGGGCAGUCGAGGGACAGAAGUCAUGAUGGAGGGCAGUGGGCGGGGCUCAGUCACGAGCCUCGCCGCUCUCACGGCUCAAACCCGUGGCAGGUCGCCGGAGCCGGAGGAGGAACAGGAGGAGGAACCAGAAGAGGAGGAGGAGGAGGAGGAGGAGGAGAAGGAGGAACCUGCCCGCCGGUCCGGCAGCAGGAGAAAUCUCUUCAGAGACACUGGGAGGCCUCCCCUGACCGCAGUAGCGACACCCGACCACCGGGCGGCGGCGCGGCGGCGUUUGACUUCUCGGUGAUGACCUACAACAUCCUGUCCCAGGAGCUGCUGCAGGACAACUUCUACCUGUACGGACACUGUCACCCAGGGGUGCUGCCCUGGAGCCACCGGCUGCCCAACCUGCUGGCGGAGGUCCGGCAGCACGACGCCGAUGUGAGCCGACGGUUCUCCCAGAACGUAGAACACUCAGCGGGGCGUGUGGUCAAGAGUGUGUGGACACCCAAAAACACAGUACACAGAUCUAUCCUGUGUCUUCAAGAAGUCCAGGAGGACCACUAUGAAAACCAGAUUAAACCGGCUCUACAGGCACUCGGCUACCAGUGUGAGUUCAAGAAGCGAACAGGAAGUAAACCAGACGGCUGUGCCGUCGUCUUCAAAACCUCCCGCCUGUCACUCCACUCCUCCAACCCGGUGGAGUUCUUCCGCCCCGGCGACGCCCUCUUGGACCGGGACAACGUGGCGCUGGUUCUGAUGCUGCGUCUCCGCUCGGACCCCUCGGCCUUCAUCUGCGUGGCCAACACGCACCUCCUGUACAACCCCCGCCGCGGCGACAUCAAGCUGGCGCAGCUGGCGAUCCUGUUGGCCGAGAUCGGCCGCUUGUCCCGCCCCCCGGACGGGGCGCCCAAUCCGGUCGUGCUGUGCGGGGACUUCAACUCCACGCCGCGGAGUCCGCUGUACCGCUUCCUGACGACGGGCUGCCUGGAGUACAGAGGCCUCCAGAGCAGCAUGGUGUCUGGUCAGGAAGGCAGUCCCAGAGGUCAGCGUGUCCUCACGUCUCCACUCUGGUCUCCCAGUCUGGGAAUCAACCACCGGUGUCAGUACGAGACCAAAGAGGAGCCGUCCUGCAGCAGCCCGACAGCAGUAGAGAGUAGUAUCUCUAAUCUCACCGUAGAGGAUCUCGCCACCAAAACUGCCACCGCUGUUGCUUCUGUCCGAGCGAGGAUCGAGCACAGCCUGAAGCUGCGGUCGUCCUACCAGCACCGCCUGAAGCCCGAUGGGAGACCUGAGAUCACCACCUGUCACUCUCGCACUGCAAUGACUGUGGACUACAUCCUGUACACCCCCGAGUUCACCGCACCUCCUUCACUUCCGGGUGGGCGUGGCCUCCAGCUGCUGGGCAGGCUGUCAUUGGUCGGCCAGCCGGAGCUGGAGGAAGUCGACGGCCUGCCCAAUCGGCAUCACUCGUCCGACCACCUCCCUCUCCUCGCCCGCUUCCGCCUCCGCCUCUAACGCCUGGACGGC
Cyclopterus lumpus (lumpfish) is the source of this 2440-nucleotide messenger RNA. RefSeq names its product angel homolog 2 (Drosophila) (gene angel2). Gene Ontology annotation, biological process: 3'-UTR-mediated mRNA stabilization. The transcript is spliced from 9 exons. Gene Ontology annotation, molecular function: mRNA 3'-UTR binding; 3'-5'-RNA exonuclease activity. The record is from RefSeq and is a predicted model, not a curated record. The coding region runs from base 218 to 2428 and encodes 736 amino acids. Lineage: Eukaryota; Metazoa; Chordata; Actinopteri; Perciformes; Cyclopteridae.